AUGCCCUCCUUCAAGCCAGUCGUUGGUGCUGGUAUCUUUAUCCCGCUCUUUGGAGCAGCCAUUUGGUUGAUAUAUGGCCAACUCAUCGCCGCGGACGCUCUGGACGUUCUAUUUCAUCCGCCUGAAUGUCCAAACCCACCAAAAUAUCUCUCCGAAUCCCAACUUCGGUAUACUGGCAUUCCGGCUCUGGACCAACAACUCUGUGUCGGCGUCGAGUUUAUGAAACUCUCCCUGUUCCGCCAUCUCCAACCCUUUACGAUAUAUUUGCUAUCGUGCAUCUCACCAGCGUUCCUAACGCUUUGCAUUGAAGCCCUGCGGGCGGACGGACCCGGCCAAUGGUUUUCAACCCUCGGCCUUGUUUUCAGUGCUAGUGCCGCUGGACUCGCUAUGCCUGCAGCAUGGCUAUUCAUGCUCGUCAUCUUCCAACGGGAACCCAAGAAGCCCCUGAGCCGCCCAGCUGCAGAAGCCGCAUUCAUCGCGCACGUCUUUGGGUAUCUGUUGCCCUACUGCGUGAUGGUGGUGACUAUGAAUGAGUACGCCAUACUGAUGUGGACCUUCUUCAUCUUCUGGGUACCCAUCAUUCAAAGGCUAUGGCUCAACAUUCGGCCACCCACCACAGAAUCUGGCUUUGGAUUACUCAGCUGGCCUUGGGCACGACGUUUAUGCUAUGCCCCAAGGACCACUUGGGACAGCUUUGUUCAGUGGCUGCCAGCCACGACAACCGGGGAUGCUAGAACGAUGACGUCGGAGAGCAUCCUACUGCAGCUCCUUCAAUGGGACUGGGUAUUUGCAGUCAUCCCUCCCAUCGUCGCCGCCUUUUUCUACAUUGACUCCUCGAGCGAGCUCCUGGGAUUCGCAAUGAUUGCACCCAUGCUCUUGCCACUCGCUGGCCCAGGAGCUCUCAUUGCCCUGAGUUGGAUGUGGAGAGAAUGGAAGUUGGCGAUGUUGCAAGAAGCAGAAUUGGAGGAGAGACGCCAGGUCAAGGAACAGAAGCAAGAGUGA
Serendipita indica DSM 11827 is the source of this 1002-nucleotide messenger RNA. The record is from the annotation of a GenBank genome assembly. NCBI's taxonomy places the organism in Eukaryota, Fungi, Basidiomycota, Agaricomycetes, Sebacinales, Serendipitaceae.